AUGGCCUCCUUCCCGCACCUGCCACGCGAGCUCCAGCAGAACAUCCUCGAUCAUCUUGUUGUCGAUAAGACGAAUUUGACUUUGGACGACAGAAAACGUCUGCUCUCGCCAAUGAGGGUAAACUCCUUCUGGUUCCACCACUGCGCAGAUAUUCUAUGGAGUCACUUGUCCAACUUGGAAUCUACAUUUGCUCAGAUGGGCUUCGAUGAGGAGAGGCGGCAGCUGUAUGUCAGCAAGAUACGCAUCCUAGAUCUCCAUUCUGCAAGACUUUAUUUUGACUUGAUCGAGAACCUGAAAUUCUCGAGCUUGACUUACUUAAAACUACGAGGUCCUCAUACUGGCAUAUUACCUUUCCUGCAACCAAACUUGAAGUUUGUGCAGUUCCACGGCACCUUUAACUCGACUCGCCGUGAACUCGACCAGAUGGUUAAGCUUUGUCCUAAUCUACACGAGUUACAAAUCGCUCCUUCCAGAGACUGCUUAGAUCGUAGCGUGAUUGCAAAGCCUAAUCUAGAUCCUGCUGAUCCAGAGUCUUUCUCACGAUUCAUCAGAGGCUGUCAGCAAAUUAGACGUCUCACCAUUGGCAAUCGUCUUCCUACUUCUCUCGUCUGUGCUGCAGUAGCUGGCAUACAGCCUCUCAUAGCUCGACAGUUCGAGGAGCUGGUUCUAUCGCAGGUCGACACAGCAGCUCUGUCACAUGACCUUUUCAAUUUUCUGGAUGCUUGUGGUUCCUUACGCAAGUUCGAGUUGCGUGACAGCAGUGGAGAUCAGAACUUCAUGUACAUGUUGCUGAGUCGUCUUGCUGAUCUCACCGACCUCAGGCAUCUUCGAUUGGAUCAGGACUUGCAGGAUGAUGUGGUAGACAAGGUCCUUCAGGGCCGUGAUACUCCUUUUCAGAAUCUGCAAUCUCUGGCGAUCAAGGGUCAAAUGUCGCCGAUUUCUGAUUUCGUCUCCCUGUCGAUGCAAUCACUCACGACACUCCAGCUUUGGGUCGAUGAUCCGGCACAUCACAUAUGCCCAAGUUUAAGCCGUCUCAAAAACCUGACUUAUCUGAACCUAGUCAUUGGAGCUGUUCCUUAUUCACGCUGGACCUCCGAUAGUAGAUACAUGCCCGGACCAAAGGACUGGCAAGCCACAUCUGAGGAUAUAUUUGCUUUGUCGGCUCUGAGCAAUUUACACUCAUUGAUCAUUCAACCUUCUGGUAUCAAUCUUACUGCACCAUGGCUAACGGACGAUCUUUUUGUCCAGUGGAUGAACAGCUUUUCACAUCUGAAACAUCUAGAGAUCAACCUAGAGUGUCCAGUCGCACUCUCUGGUAUCGUCGCUUUCUCAAACAGCCACCCUCAUCUUCAGACGUUUAAAUUCAUGUCAAUCUUGACAAUCGACAAUCGGAUUGAUCUUCCAUCACCAAAUUUCCUCGACUUGAAGCAACUGAAACUCUACCUUGAUCUACAAUUCAGUGACGAUUAUGCCCAUUCGUACAUGCGCAAUCUAUCUGGAAAUUUUAUCAAGACUCUCAGCUCCUUGAGCACAAACGACUUACGGAUAGAGUCUGCCACUGGUGAUGCGUAUUUGCCUCCAGAUCAGAUACCAAAUCAGUCACAUGUGCGUGUCUUGGAUGUGCGAGCGGUUUCGAGAAAUGGGUCAUGGAAAGGCUCUUUUCGUCCUUUCUCAAGCUGA
Molecule: messenger RNA, 1680 nt
Organism: Aureobasidium subglaciale EXF-2481
Lineage: Eukaryota; Fungi; Ascomycota; Dothideomycetes; Dothideales; Saccotheciaceae
Exons: 1
Coding region: 1-1680 (559 amino acids)
Source: RefSeq, a predicted model, not a curated record